Messenger RNA from Drosophila kikkawai, 5301 nucleotides. RefSeq names its product centrosomal and chromosomal factor. Gene Ontology annotation, cellular component: membrane. The record is from RefSeq and is a predicted model, not a curated record. Lineage: Eukaryota; Metazoa; Arthropoda; Insecta; Diptera; Drosophilidae.
GUGAAUCGGUUGCGGCAACGCAAGAUGCGAGCGCGGGAGAAUCGCCAGAAUGCUGAGGAUCAGCGCAGCAUAGUGGGGAGCAUUGGCUACAUUGCCGGCAACAUGGGCUACAUGGAGGGUAAUCUAAGCGCCAUUGACUAUUCCUAUGGCGGCGCUGCUACUCACUAUCCCCUGUGGAAGCCUCAUUUUCCGCGAGGUGAAGCUCCGCCGCCAUACGAGGAAGCGGUGGCCAUUUCACAAGCGGAGGCUCUAAGCGCCCAGUGCACGGUGAGUCUGCCAGCCAGCAGCUCCCAAAGAGCAGUAGCUACAGUCAGCCAGCAACAGCAACAGGCGGUGGCCCAAGCCCAGGCUCAGGCGCAACAGCAGCAACAGAUCCAGGCGCAGGUACAGGCCCACCAGCAUCUGCAGCAGCACACGCUCCAACUCCACACCCAGCCGCAGCAGCACCACCAGCCGUAUACCCAACAGCUGGUAGCGCAUCCGCAUCCACAGCACGCCCACCAGUUGACUGCUGCCGCUCCAGUGCUGCCCCAAUCGAACCAGUACACUCAGAGCACCACAAACCUGAUUAACAUCAAUAUCAACAGUGGCGGAGUGACCACUAUAGCUACCGGGGAGAACCACCAACCGCCUUACAGCUUGCAGAGUGAGCAGCAGCAGCAGCUUACCUUGGAGCAGCAUCAUCAGCAGCAGCAGCAGCAGCAACAUCUUAUGCAGCCUCCGGUAAGCAGUGGAUCUAUUUGUCUGCAGGCCAUGCCCAAGCCGCCGGUCUCCGCUGAGUGUAGCUACAAGAACUGCCAUCUCAACAUCAGCGCCAGCGUGACCACAGCAGCGGCCAGUUCGAGUUCGGCUGCCUACUCGACUGGGCGCAGGACGACGCCUCGCGGAUCGCAAGAGCUCCUUCACCAGCUGCCUCAGCAGCAGCAGCAACAGUAUCUCACCGUGGCUGAUGUGGAAAUAAAUGCCAGCGCCAGUGCAGCUAGCUAUCAUUCCCUGCCAGCAGCCAGUGGGGAACUUCAGGCCACGCCCACUCACGCUCAGGUGUUGCAGCAUCAGCAACAGCAGCAGCAACAUCUGCUGGCGGCCAUAUCCUCCCCGGCAAUGGAGCUCCUGCAACCUCUGGAGAUCGCAACGAUCUCAGCUACACCAGCGUCCAGCACAGCGGAUUCGGUGACCCAGACAACACAAAUGCCUGUGCAUGGAACCCUUAAGAACAGCCAACAGCAACAACAACAGCAGCAGCUCAGCAAGACACCAUCCAGUUCGCGUCGAUACCAUCGCACGAUUCCGCGAUAUUUCGCUGUGGCCGACCCUCUGCAGGUGAAGCCCAAGACCAGCAACAGCUCCACAUCCACAUCGGAAGUGGCCGGAAAGCCGGCCAAUAAGAAGCCCAUGUGCCAGUGCCCCAUCCAGCACGUACCGAUGUCCUACAUGGGGAGCAAUGCCAAUGCCAAUGCCAAUGCCUUUCUCGGCGGAGCUGGCAAGUUGUUUGCCACCACCUCAAGCAGCAGCAGCUCCACGCCCACCUGCUCCCUGUCACCGGGAGCGGCAACAUCUGGCGGCGUCCGGCAUGCGGCCACCUUGGCCUAUGGACAGCGAGCAAAAUCAUCGACAAAUCUGCAGCAGCACGCCCAGGACUUAAUAACGGCGGCCGCGGGUGGAGGGACUCUAAGGCGGAGCGGAUGUGGCCACGAGCCAAAGAUAGCCACCAUCUCCAAGCAGGUGGGCGAUGAGACUCACAGCCCGCAUGCCGGAUCCGGUGGCGGGGUCAAUGUGUCCGCCAUUAUUCCACCGCCUCCGCUGCAGCAUCCCGAAGAGGUAUCGGCCCCUCCCAUUGUCCUGGGACGCGUUCAGAAGCGCUCAUCCAGCAGCUCGGCGGAAAGGGGCCGGAGUACGAGCGGAGGGAGCGGAAGCGCUAAUGGGGGACGUAGUGCGUCCAGCGGAGGCGGCGAUUCCCUCUCCAGCGCCUACUUGAAUCGAAAGGUUGAUGCCUACUUGAGUUUGACGCAGAAACAGCAGCAACAUUUCUUUAACCAACAACAACAGCAGCAGCAUCAUCAUCAAGAUCUAAGCAAUCCGACUUUACCACCGAAACUCUACAAAAGCCUAACGAAUUUAAAGAGCGCCACCGUGGUCACCACAUCCUCCUCCUCCUCGUCCGCCAGCGGGAGCAACGCCGUGUCCACCAUCUACACGCUGAGCAAGCCGUCCUCCAGUGGUCAGCGCAAGGAGCAGACGCCCACGCUGACACUGCCGCCGGCAAGCCCGGCCACUGGAUGCGGGGAGAAGCUGGCCAGCGGAAAGAUCAACUCGAGCACUUUCUAUCCGCUGGCCAACCACGUCACUUAUACACUGCCCAAGAACAUCAGCGGGAAGGUAUCCCUGAACAGCACCAUCAACAGUGUGGUCAGCAAGGUGCCAUCAGUGAUCAGCAUUCCGCCGGACAGCAGCUCGAUUGGCCAGGGAGGAGCUGCUGCGAAAAGCACCACACUGCCAAAGAUACUGCGCGUGAAGCGAGAGACUGGAGCAGGAACUGCCACGAGUCCGGCGAUUGCCCAUUGCCAGAUGCCAACGUAUCCGCUUGCGCCAAAGAGCAACAGCAGCGGCAGCGGCACUGCGGUAUCCAGCAGAAGAUCGCCCAACAAACAGUUACCCGUGUGUACCACGUCGAAGAACUGCCUGAACCCCAAGGAGCACUUUCUGCCCAACGACACCAGCCUGGACGAUGACUACCUAAGUGAGUGCGAGAACUGCAAGAUAGCACAGAGUGCCAAGUACUAUUUGGAUGCGGAAUUGAACGGCGGAAGCUCUACGGCCUCGCACCAGGAGACGAUGACCCUGCAGCGCAAGUCGCUUGAGGAAACCAUGGAAGAGCCGCACGACAGCUACUACCGAAACUCGCACACUCUGCCCAGUAAUGCCAAGAAGCAUGGUUCAGUGAGCAAAAACAACAGGGAGUCCUGGCAGUUCUCGACCAUUCCCGCUGCCAGCUCAUCCGAAGAGGAUGUCAACGAAUGAGAUUUAAGCCAUUUUCUUUAAGAUGCCCGAUCGAUCCCAUGCCCCGAAGCGCAUCCUAAAGAAAACGCAGGCUCCAAACACAUCCCAAUAGUAUCCCAAUUCCCCGAAAAGGCAAAGAUAAAACUUCAAAUUGCUGCUGCAAUGAGGGAGAGAAAUCCUGUAUAUAAAACUUAAAUCUAAACUAUGGCAUUAAAUAUAUGUGAGUAGGAGGUGGCAGAGUAACCAAAUGUUAGAUAUUAACCAUGGCGAUAUGCAGCAACCCGCGUGUUUGUUAUAUGCACACCUGUAUGUAUAUCUCUGUAUGUAUGUAAUUGAAUCUGUAUAUUACGCAAUCGAAUAAGAGGGGGAGAGUUAGGCCGAGGAAAUAAAUCAAUUAUAGCCCAUGCAUUAUUAGCGGAACUGUUGAAUAUUUAGCAUAUAUGUAUAUGAAAUUGAUAAUUAGGAUGUCAAGCCCAACUGCCAUCUGCCAUUUUGCCAAUGUUAACUGUCAAUAAUUGUGUAUGUAUGUAAUAUCUAAAGAACUUUUUAUAUACUAUAUAGGUACUGACCAAAAGUCAAGGUAUUCUUCCCCUGCAGCUGCACCGAUCAUUGCACAUAAGAAGUUGUAGAAUAAACCAAUUGACAUGCAUACAUAUAUAGAGGAAGAAAUAGAAUACGUAUUAGAAUUGAAAGCUCAUUCCGACAUUGCUCAUUCCAUCCCAUUCGCCCCGCUUUAUAAAUACCAAACUAAAUUGUCAUUUCCUUUCCAAACUAACUCGUAAUGAAUGUACCAUAUAAAAUAAAACGAAACUAAGUCAGUUUAUAGGAGUAAGAAAUCGUUUUUCAAACAUGCUAGGCGUAGGCGGGGAGAAGGUUUAUAGACAUUAGACGGUUUCUUGAUCGAUAACGAAGGACUUGCUAGAGAAUAACUUUCGUUUGCUUCUUAACGACAGUCUAAUGCCAACGAUACGAGCACGAUAUACAUAUAAGCAUCUAUAUAUAAAUGUAUAUGGAAUACAGGUAGAGGAGCAUGAGAGUCUAGAAAUGAGUGGCUCUCUAUUGAUGAAUGAAUUGUCUGAUUUAAUCAAUUUUCAAAAACUAAUCGAUACUAAGCCAGGAGUUACACAAGCAAUUAGUCGAAGCCAAAGCUAACCGAGAAGAAAUUCCCCUGAUUUUAGUCUUAGUUCUCUUAUAUAUGAUAUAGAAUACUUGACUUCUGACAUUCUCCAAGGACAAGGACAGAAACUUGGCAAUGGUUUUUGUUCCGCUUUUGGUUGUAAUCGAUCUCAGACCUGAUAAACUGUAUUGUGUUCAACGGAUGCUCAAAAUAGCUGUAAUUUCAUUCUGAUAAGUGUAAAUGGUACAAUUUGUUGUUUAAGUUCGUACUUACUGCAUAUUGUAUGUUCAACGAAGACUUGCUGUUAUCAAAUGCUCAAAGCGUGUACUGACCACAACGCAAUCGUGUCGCCCCAAGUACCCGGGGAGUGUAGUUUAGCGAACAGGAAAAAUAUAAGUAUUACAGAACUUACUCAAUAGUAUUAAAUAAACAAAAAUCAAACGUUUUUCAAUACAUACUUAUUAGUCGAGUCGAGUCGAGUCGUUUAUCAAAAUUUAGUUUCCAACUAUUUAAUGAACAGAAAAAGAACAGAAAACCAACAACAUAUGUACAUCACGGCUAAGUACGAAUUUUUAUUCAAUAAGCUACAAAUAUAUUUACUAUUAAACGACGGCUCAAGAAAACCAAAUAUAUAUUGAAUUAACAACCAAAAAUACUUGGUAAUGGUAGUAUAAUAAUUGCAAACCAUAAACAAGACAUUAUAAUUAAACUAGUGUGUGCGAUAUAGUUAAAAACAAAUUUACCAAAAUCGAAUAAAAACCAAACUCGUUUCAACAAACAAAUUAUUCAAUACAAUUCAAGUCGAUAUUGAGAUUUGUAUGGAUAAUUGCUUAAACAAACAAAAAAUAUUACGAGUAUCAAUGUGUUAAUUGAACAAAGUCGUAUUGUAACUAUUUAAAUUUAAUUGCAACUAAAAACUGAAAAAUAAAUUGGUCUAUAAUGAAAAAUAAUAAAUCUGAGAGUGUGUUUUGUUCUGUAUUCUAUGGUUUAGGGUUUGGUAUAUCGAAGGGGAGAUUUUUAUUACGUUGUUGGUUUUUAAAUAAAAUAGAUAAAAUUGCUUUUGUUUUUAAUUUUGAAUUAAAUAAUUUUUUCAAUUGUUUUUAAAAUGAAAACUUCUUAAAUGUCAUUACUAAGCCCUGAAUAUUUUUUUCAAUUAACAAAAUAGCUCAUUGAGUUUAAAUUAAAAA